AUGUUCGAUAAACUCAAGCUUAAGUCUAAAGGUUCCAAUGUUCCAGCUGCUGCUCCAGCUGCAACACCAGGUAAGCCACCAUCUAAGAGACAAAUAUACCAAAACAGACAGAAUCAUGGAGUUAAUAUUGGUGCAUGCUUUGUUUUAGAAAAAUGGAUCUUUCAUGAUGUAUUUCCUGAAGGUGCUGGCUGUGAACUUGAAGCCGUUCAAAAAUUGGUAAAAGAGAAAGGCAAAGAUGAUGCUAAGAAAAAAUUUGAGAAACAUUGGAAUGAUUUUUUGAACGAGGGUGAUUGGAAAUGGAUGAAAGAACAUCAUGUCACUUCUAUUAGAGUACCUUUGGGGUACUGGGAUAUCGAUGGUGGUAAGUUUACCAAUGGCACUAAUUUUGAGAAGUUUGCAUCCGUAUAUUCAAAUGCUUGGACCAUCUUCAAAAGAAAAUUCAUAGAGGAGGCUGAGAAGUAUAACAUAUCUGUCUUAGUAGACAUCCAUGGCUUACCUUUUGGAGCAAAUGGGUCUGAUCAUAGCGGUGAAAAAUGUAGCGGCGAUGCUGGAUUUUGGAACAAAGAACAAGCUCAGCUUUUGGUUUGUGACAUGUUAAAGUUCAUUGCAAAGGACUUAAAAGCAUACGACAAUAUUACUGGAAUUCAAAUAGUGAAUGAAGCAGAAUUUGCAGAUCCACCAAAAAAACAACAAAGGUAUUACGCUGCAGCUAUAUCUAAAAUUCGGGAAGAAGAUCUGAGCAUCCCAAUUAUUAUUUCUGAUGGGUGGUGGCCAGACCAAUGGGUUAAAUGGGUACAGGAUCAACAGAGCGAAGGAAAAAGUAUAGGUGUCGUAAUAGACGACCAUUGCUAUAGAUGUUUUUCUGAUGAUGACAAAAAGAAGUCACCAAGGCAGAUUAUCAAUGAUCUCGAAAAAGACUUAUUGACUAAUUUGACAGACAAUGGGAAUGGAGUCGACUUUAUGGUAGGAGAAUACUCUUGCGUCAUUGAUGGUUCCUCUUGGAACAAAGACAAUGCUAAUACAAAGAGGGACGAUUACGUGAUUCAAUAUGGAAGGCGCGAGAUAGAGCUUAUGUCUAAAAGGGCCACUUUCGGCACUUAUUUUUGGACUUUCAAAUUUCAGUCUGGAAACGGAGGUGAAUGGGACUUUAAAACUAUGACUGAUAGUGGUGCAAUAUCUCCGGCUGUAGUUGUUAAUAAAAUUCCGGAUUCAUCUCAACGUGAUCAGAAGCUAAACUCGGCCUAUUCAGCUCAUGUGGAAUAUUGGAACAAGCAAAACUCAAAAGAGAAGUACGAACAUGAAAGGUAUAAAGAAGGUUUUAAUAAAGCUUGGGAUGAUGCAACAGCAUUCGCAAAAUUCAAUGGCUCGGUUAUUGGGAGAAUUCAAGCAUGGAAAGCAGCAAGAUUUGACGAGCAUGUGAAGUCCAAGGGAUCUCUGAAACAUCUAUGGGAAUGGGAGCAAGGAUUCCAAACUGGCUUGAAUGAGUUUUUGAACUGUGUCUAA
This is a messenger RNA of Priceomyces carsonii, 1503 nucleotides long. Its product is annotated as 17-beta-hydroxysteroid dehydrogenase-like protein. The transcript has a single exon. The record is from RefSeq and is a predicted model, not a curated record. The coding region runs from base 1 to 1503 and encodes 500 amino acids. NCBI's taxonomy places the organism in Eukaryota, Fungi, Ascomycota, Pichiomycetes, Serinales, Debaryomycetaceae. Gene Ontology annotation, molecular function: glucan endo-1,6-beta-glucosidase activity. Gene Ontology annotation, cellular component: extracellular region; cell surface. Gene Ontology annotation, biological process: glucan catabolic process.